GUUUCAGGAAAAGGAGCGCAAGGGAGGGAGUCAUUUCCUUCACCGCCAUUUUGUGAUAACAAGGAGCCGAAAGCAGAGCCAAGAAUUGCAUGCAGCCAGGCUGAACAUACAUUAAUUAUUGUAGCUUCACACUGUAGUUUCAUAACCAAUGUUUAAUUCGCUAGCGGAUGCUAAAUGUUAUUAGCACUCAGUAGUUAACCUUGUUAGCUUAUUUCUAUUCCUUCUCAUCGCUGCCCUGCCACACCAGCUAACAUAAGGCUCGAAAGCUAUUACUGACUGAAUUCAAAAUGACCAACGAGGAGCCUCUACCGAAGAAGGUUCGCCUCAACGAGUCUGACAUGAAGACCCUGACCAGAGAGGAGUUGUGUACCAGGUGGAAACAGCACGAAGCAUAUGUCCAGGUCCUGGAGGCUAAAUACACAGAGCUAUGUUCCAAUGAUGUGCCAGGACUGAAGGAGUCCGAGGAGAAGCUGAAGCAGCAGCAGCAGGAGUCUGCACGGAGGGAGAACAUCUUGGUGAUGCGGCUUGCGACGAAGGAGCAGGAAAUGCAAGAGUGCACAACCCAGAUCCAGUACCUCAAGCAAGUCCAGCAGCCGAGUGCGGCCCAACUGCGGUCAUCCAUGGUGGACCCGGCCAUCAACUUGUUUUUCCUCAAAAUGAAGGCUGAACUAGAACAGACUAAAGACAAACUGGAGCAGGCCCAAAAUGAACUGAGUGCCUGGAAAUUUACACCUGAUAGCCAAACGGGGAAGAAACUGAUGGCCAAGUGUAGAAUGCUGAUUCAGGAAAACCAGGAGCUGGGUAGACAGAUGUCCCAGGGACGGAUCGCCCAGCUGGAGGCUGAGCUGGCGCUGCAGAAGAAGUACAGCGAGGAGCUCAAGAGCAGCCAGGACGAGUUGAAUGACUUUAUCAUCCAGCUAGACGAGGAAGUGGAGGGAAUGCAGAGUACCAUCCUCGUGCUGCAGCAGCAGUUGAAGGACUCCCGUCAGCAGCUGUCUCAAAAUCAGGGGCCGUCUGCCGGAGCGGGCCCCAGCAGGACUUCACCUUCUGUGUCCUCCAUGUCAGUUGAACCGUCCACCCAGCCCGAGCAGGCCAGCGCAACAUCUGAACCAGCGGGCAAAGACUACGGGAGGGUCGCCAACGGACCAAGCAACGGCAACUCAUCCCAGAGGAGCGAGACGGCCACGCCCAGCCUGUACCGGGAGGUCAGCAGCACUGAGGAAGACUUUCCCAUGUCCCCCAUGGUUUCCAGCCCCGGCGAGACCGAGACCAAACUGUCCAACCACUCUGAGGAGGCGUCAGGAAGUCAGACUGCUGCGGGGAGGGUCGGAGGACCCUCGGGUUUCGGGAGCCAGCUCAGCGCAGGGUACGAAAGCGUGGACUCUCCGACAGGCAGCGAGACGUCAUUGACUCAGCACUCGAAUGACACAGACUCCACCACCGACCCCCAUGAGGACAAGGCUGCCGUGGUGACCAAGGGCACCAGGACUGCGGGGUCACGGCACGCUCAGAACGGCCUGGACUCCAGCACGGUCGACAGUGCAGUUUUGUAAUGUACUUUGACAUGUACUUUGAAAUUUGUACUGUCUUUUUUUUUUCUUUUUUUAUACAAUAUACAAACAAGGCAACAAAUGCAUAGUCUGUAACACGGCGCUGCUGUCUAAGACAUUUUGUUUUCACCCUGCUCUCCUUGCCUCUCGUGAUGCCUCUGUCACAUUUGUGUUGCUAAACAGGGAUUUAACAGGUAUGGGUUAAUGUUAGAUUUGAAUUGAGUGGAUGUUUCAUUCUGCUGUUUUAUUUGAGCAUGUCUAUGCUGUUCUUGUUUGAGCUCUUGACACUGAAAUCAGGCAUCUGGUCUUGUAACUCAUCGUCAAAAGUCAGUAAAAUCACUGAAUUACUGUAGCUUCGCAAUAUUCAAGGUCAUUUUUUAGAUGUUGGCCUGUGUUUUUUGUUUUUAAAUGCAGUUUAAAUUUUUCAUUGACAAAAAUUCUGUUCAAAAGACUCUGUUGAAUUGUGAGUAGUUUAUAUGCGAUGUUCAUAUUAUUCUGACUUCAGUCCUUUUCAUGUACUGACCAAAUACCAAUAAAGAUUUUUAAUACUA
Messenger RNA from Eleginops maclovinus (Patagonian blennie), 2101 nucleotides. It is a transcript of the gene wtap, whose product is annotated as WT1 associated protein. Gene Ontology annotation, biological process: regulation of alternative mRNA splicing, via spliceosome. The record is from RefSeq and is a predicted model, not a curated record. The coding region runs from base 288 to 1553 and encodes 421 amino acids. Gene Ontology annotation, cellular component: nucleus. The transcript is spliced from 8 exons. Lineage: Eukaryota; Metazoa; Chordata; Actinopteri; Perciformes; Eleginopidae.